Colletotrichum scovillei is the source of this 4382-nucleotide messenger RNA. RefSeq lists its product as uncharacterized. Bases 343 to 1158 code for a protein of 271 amino acids. Lineage: Eukaryota; Fungi; Ascomycota; Sordariomycetes; Glomerellales; Glomerellaceae. The record is from RefSeq and is a predicted model, not a curated record. The transcript has a single exon.
AAAGAAAUGUGUUUCCCCUUCCCAACCAGAUCUAGAGAAAUCCCAUCAUCCAGCCUCAGCUUCAACAGACACAAGACACAAGAUCGAUACUAACUCCUCUCAAGAAGAAACAUCUUCCAACCUGAACUAUUAUAUAACCAUCAUCGACCUUGCCUCUUUGCCAUCUCGUCUCGCCGCCUCAUCUGGUAUACUCCAAUAAAGAUUACCAAAGCAUCAUCACAGACCAAGCCAACUAGCCCAGGCAUCCCUGCCCCACUGCAUCUUGCACCCCCCGAUCUCGCUUUGAGUCAUACCAGCCAAAAUCGCGACAUAUCAGUCACCAUUGGUGCACAGUCAUACAAAAUGUCGACAACUACCACAACUUCCACCUUCACUGCUCCUCACACACAACAACCCCUCCGCCUUGCCGUCCAGAAGAAGAAGAUGAGCAUUACCCAGACUUACUACCUCGCUCACAAGGCCCGGGCCAAGCUCUCCUCCGAGGCUGCCCGCGCCGACCACGACCUCCGCCUCCUCGUCGGCCACGCCAACCUCCUCGACUCCCUGAUGCUUGAGCUCGCCGACGCCGAGCGCGAACAAGAGAGCUGGUUCAACCAGUCUGUCCGCGGUGCCACCAAGACCGAGUCCGCUCCCGCUGCUACCAAGGACCGUCACAUCCAAUGGGCCGACUCCAUCGCCGAGGACUCGGAGGACCUCUACGAGGACGACUCCUCCGACUCGGACGACUCUUCCGUCUCCUCUGACGACGACUACGAGGAGGACGACAUCGAGAUGGCCGACACCAUCUCCCUCCGCCGCAUGCCCUCCGCCGCCCCCGCUUCCCCGAGAACAUCCACCAUCGAGGUUUCGGAAGACUACGACAUGGAGGAGGACGACCUCGAGGAGGACUACGCACAGCUCGAGCUCGUCCGCACACCAUCCCACUCCAGCUCCAGCUCACCACCAGAGCUCGAGCACGAGCACGACUCUGACAUCUCAGAUGACGAGUCGAUGCCCCCAUCACCGCCAAACGCAGUGCUCACCUUCAACGAGAAGGAGGCCAAGGAAGAGAUCUCUCAGCAACAAUCACAACAGGGCGACGGUACCUUCUACUCGGAAGGCUACUACCUGCCGGCCCGCAACCCAGCAAGGCUCGUGUCUGCCAUCUCAGUGUACUAAGUCUACAUUCGAGAACCACACCACUACCUUGUAACAUGAUCUCUUCUUUGGCUUUUUACAUCAGCGAGCGUUUGCAUAUAUUACGGCGUUUAUCAUUUGUCACCGAUACCAAAUCACAACGGCAUGGGUUACGAAUUACUUGGAUUACAAAACGACAGCAAUGUCUUCUCAACUCUUCUCUCUCAUCUUAUCUUUCCUAUAUGUCGCAAUGAGAAAGCAUGGGGUGCCUAUUUGGAGGACCCUGAUGGAUAAUGGAACUGGGACUUUUUUCUUUUCUUCAGCUGUCUUUCCGCUCCCGGGCUCCAGUCCGCGGUUGAGUGGUACCAGCACAAUGUGUUACAGAAACCAGAUAGAUAGCCGCUUAGGGGGUCAAACAGUGCCCUAUUCAAAAGCGAAGCAUCAAACAAUCAAUUGAAAAAUCAAUCAAAUCGAACCCCCUGUCCUCUGCAAUACUGUGAACACUCUCUUGGUACGAGGACUUGGAGCAACACAACAAAAAAGGUAAGUCACGAUUGCAUCAUCAUUGCUUCUUCAUUCGCCUCAUCUCGGGGCGAAAGUAGGAGGUGUUGGAUGAAACUUGCGCGCUGACCGAGUCAUUUAGGCAGACCACAUGAUUCAGCAAAGACCUGCCCGUUACAAUGCGCCGCUGCGCGUUACGACGACUCCAACCGCGCACCUCACAAAAAUCGACCUUUUUUUUUGGCCUAUGCCUACGGAGUACUGCAUACGGCAUACCAGUUUCGCCCAGGUACUCGAAGAGGGUUGGUGGAUGCGCCCUGCGAUCUCGGCAGAUCGGCGUCGCUCAACCUCCGGUCUUUUUUCCAACAGCUGCUCAGGUGCCCGCCAACCCCUCGCUCGCUUACCUCACCCUUCGAAGCCGAGCUGCCUGCCUUGCGCAGCUGCGCUUGGUGCUGCCUGCCACGAACGACCGGGGUUUACAAAGCAAAUUCCACGACGACGACCGAUUUCCGCGCCCCGACAUUUUAUCGACACGCCCCCCUGCCUUCCUUCUAGUCAUCUCUCAGGACAGUCAGUCACCGUCUCACAGAUUUCCAUGGUUCACUAACGCCGCCGUAUCGUGGACGAAUCACGAGGGGGGUUUCCUCCAUGGCAUUCGGGUUUUGGCGGUGUGUUUUAACUCCCCUACCGCCGUACAGUCCUUUUUUUUUUCUUGACCGCAAAGAGACGGAAUUAAUAAUUAGGCUGCCUGGAGGUUAGUUAAGCCCGUGGUUUAAUGGUGCAGGUGAAGAGCAAACAGCGAAAAAGCCGACGCCAGCGAUUCGAAUUAUUCAUCACAUUAUCCCCGCCGUUGCACCCGAAGCGACUUGCACAAAAGAAUGUCACCGAGGACAUUUACGGAUACCCGCCGACGAGUCAAAUGUCACGAUGUUUCAUUUCCAUCUGAGUUUUACGGAUGAACGCCGCUGGUAAACGAUGAACGGCGACGAUGAUCUGAUUUGGACUGGUCUGAUGGAUAUUCAAUUGGAGCCGAAACGAAAAACGAUUGCGAAGCAAGCAUGGCGCAGCUGGGGAACUUUGGAGGAGAAUUCGACAGGCAGAAAAAAGAACGACGCCAAAAAACGAUUACGACGAUACGAAGCCGACAUGAGCCACGAACCUGCGAAAAAAGGCGUGUACGGUGUGGCAUCCCGCGUACACAAUUACGGUAUGCUGGGGAGGGGGUGUGCAACGCGGCCGCGACAGCGAAUGCGAGUCACCGAGGCCAAAAAAAAAAUCAAUGACAGUCAUCAGCGCAGGGCGUGAGCGUGCGGACGGACGAAUCCCGUCCGACUGGAGACGGCGAACCCAAAGGAGAUAAGCCCCAGGGCGACCAAAGGCCCCCAAGAGGAACCGACGGAGAAGACAACCUCCCGCAAUUGCUUGCCCUGCCAGAAAUCCGCUGAACGGGUGACAGAACUGUUCCCUCGGGGCCCGAACGUGGAGACACGUGGUGCGCAUAGGGGCCCGAGCGCGUCCCUUUUUCGAGGCCGAGGCCACCGUCAUCCCGCGCUGACAUAAGGCACACACAGCCAGCAGCACCCGCAACCGAAAGACCCAGCGGGGGGAUCUGAGCUGCCAGAUUUUUUUAAGAUUGGCAGAUCAAAAGGCAAGAUGGAAAUGGCACCACAAUUGGGCUUGGCUUGUGAAAGUCUUUGGCGAGGGUCGUCCGGGGUCCUUGACCACCGUACUGUUACGGCUUCGUCGGCGACCGGCCUGUUUGCUGAGCAUUGCCUUUGCCAUUUCCACGAUGCAGACACGCUAAUUACCAUCCAGAGCAAAUGUUGGAAUUUUUCACGGUAACAUGCAGGAAAUAAAAAGGACCGGCAACUGGAAGCGACGACACUGAAGAAGGGGGUGUGUAUCUCUUACCUGCCGCCGCUCGAAAUGAUUCAUCCGGUCUAUCCAUCCGGUCUUCAGACACACGCCGGCAACCACCACGUCUUCAGCGUCCGACUUCGCUGGCACGCGGGUCGGCAGGUUCACGAUUGAGCCGACACGGCCGGCGAUAAGGACGAAGGUGUGACUCGUGAGAGGCAUGCACGCCGACGGGACGGCUUAACGGUAGUGUUGAUGGUGGUAGGUGGUAAGGUGGUGGUGCACUCUGCCGAUCCAGUUUUUUUCCCGCCCGCCCGUCGGAAGCCUUGGCCGAACCGGCAGCGUCGGCGGGAGUGAGGGAGGUAGACUAACGGCAGGCACACCGGCAUGCGGUCAGUUACUAUGCGUGCAGUCGAAUCCAUCAUUUUUGAUCGCCAGUCUCGGCUACGAAAAGCCUAAUUCAGAAGUGUGUGGAAGUCAGGUGAGGUAGGUACGGAUAACGUAGAGCUUGAGUGUGACGAGACAGCAGGCACGCCUGUUUCUGUUUCACUUGCGUUAUUCUUCCCGAUCGAGGAUGUUUGAAUGAAUCCCGCGGAUUGUUGUGAGGGGCGAUACGGAUAGAUGGGCUCCAUCGUGACAAACGGCGCCGACGGAUAUGCACCUGUGAGUUGGUUUGCAGAUUUCACCAGACUACCUACCUAGAUAGUAGAUACCCGACUCGAGUCAACACCAAAAGCCUCGGCAAGAUUCCGUGUUUUCUUGGUGUAUGGAGUGGAAUGGAUGGAAAAAUAAUCGAAUUGCACCUUGUGAGAGUAGUGUACCGGCCUAGACGUCUAGGUCUGACAAACACCACCCGUCCGUCGCACUUGGCGGCGGUGCGGGAGUCCCACGAUGGUGUAUUUACUUGA